AUGGAUGCCCCAGCCCACCCGCGCCGGGGGCGGCACCACGCCUCGGAGCCGCGGCGCCCCGCGAGGGACGCGUUCGGCUCGCCGUCUGCGUUUGCGAAGAACCUGCAUGUCACCGCUGGACGUCCCAUCACGCUUCUCGCGCAGAACUUCUCCUACGCAGUCCGGCAGAAGAAGCCGCUGCCCUGCGUGCCCACGGCGCACGUGUGUCUGCCGGCGACCGGCGCGGGCGCCAGUCGCCGGCGCGCGGACGCGCUCGCGGGCGACGAGGCGGCGCCUGCGCCCGCCCCCACCAACGGCGUCCGCGACAGUCCCGACGCGACCCGCCGCCGCGACUCCGCAGCCGCUGCAGAGGCAGAGUGCGGAGCCGACCUCGAGAGCGGCGCGCGCGCGAGAGAGCGGGGUCAGGAGCCCGUGGAACAGGGGAGGCAACAGGGGAGGCGAGGCGCCGCCGCCGCCGGCCUGGAGCCGGCGGAGAAGCAGAAGGAGACGGCGACGGGAGCGCCGGGCGCAAGCGCCUCCUCGGCGCCGCUCAAGGUGAUUCUCAGCGACAUCGAUCUGUACGCCAAGCCUGGAGAGAUGCUUGUCAUCAUGGGCCCCAGCGGCUCGGGAAAGACGACGCUGCUCAACGCGCUCGCCGGACGGUCGCCGCCGUCGUCACGCGUCGUGCAGGGAGGGUCGCUCACGUAUAUCGGGCUUCGCCCUGGGGAGCCCCUCUCGGCGGUGUCGACCUACGUGAUGCAGAAAGACAAAGUCCCCGAACUUCUCACUGUCAUGGAGUAUGUCACGUUUUUUUCGCGUCUCAAGAUGAAGGAUGCAAAUGAGGAGGAGCGGGCUGAGCGUGUGGAGGUUGUCCUGCGGGAGCUAGGCCUCUGGAGCAGUCGGUUCACGCGCGUGGGAGGAAGCGCCCAGAAGGGUCUCAGCGGCGGAGAGGUCAAGCGCCUCGCCCUCGCCGUCGAGCUCCUUCACAACCCUUCCCUGAUUUUCCUCGACGAGCCGACCAGUGGACUCGACGCCGCGCUCGCCUUCGAAACGAUGAAGCUUCUUCUGCGUCUCGCGCGUCAGGGCGGGCGAACUAUCGUCUGCACCAUUCACCAGCCGCGCAGUCAGCUGUUUGCGAUGUUCGAUCGGCUGAUUCUGAUGUUUGAGGGCCGAAUAGUGUACCAGGGACCCGCGCGGCGGUGCGUGUCCUACUUUGCGAAACGCGGCUUUCACUGCCCGCCGCAGUUCAAUCCGGCGGACUUCAUCCUGGAUCUCCUCAACGUGACGACCCUCACGGGUAGCGCGCCGCUCGUCUGUCCGCAGUCGGAGGCCUCGCUGAGCGCUCAGUCGCUCCUCGAGGCCGAGCUCGAAGUCGUCCACUCUGAAGAGAAUCAGCGCCUGCAGGAGCUGAAGCAGGCGCGCAGCGCCAGCGACACCGUAGGCGCCACCGCUGCGGAGGAGGGGCGACGACCGCCGCGGUCGCAGACGGGCGCGGCGGACGAGGCGUCGGACGCGGGGGCGGCGGAGCCGGGCGAGGCCGCAGCCGAGGGCGACGAGCAGCGGACUACGACGCGGACAUCCGGCGCCGAGGGCCCCGCGGCGUCUGCGUUUUUCGACGACGACCGGCCGCUGCUGCUCGCGGGCGCGGCGACCGCCAAGGAGGAGGAGGCGCCCGCGCCGCACGACAAGCGUCCGUGGGUCGCGGUGCCCUACGCGCGUGUGCACGGCGGCGAGAAGGAGCGUGGCGCAGCGCGGCAACCCUCUCUUUCGCGGCACACCGGCGGCGGCCUGCGGGUGCGUCGGACCGCGCCGAGCGCCGCGGAGGAGUCCCUGGCCUCCGGGGGCGGGGACCCUGCGCGCGACGGGGUGUUGGAAGUCCGGAAGGCGGUCUCGGUGCUGUCCGUCGCGUCCGCGGCGCAGUCGGAGAUGGAGGGCGCGAACGAGAAGGCGGCCUCGGGUGUGUGGAGCACGCAGGCGACGUGCAAGUCGGGCGACGUCGCCCGCGAAGAAGACGGCCGCGACCGCGCCGCCCAAGCGGGGCUCGCCGCCGCGGCUGGCAGGAGUCGCGGCUUCCUCGACGCCGAAGAGCAGCCCGGCGAAAUCCACCGAGUCCUCGUGGACGAGCGAGACGUGAAGCUGCUGGCAGAUUUCUACGCUGCCAGCGGCGAACGCGAGGCGAUCCAAGAAACGAUCGACGAAAUCCUCGCCGCCGCAGACCCCGAGCAAGUCAAACCCGGCGCCAAGAGCGGAGUCGUCCUCAGACUUCUCAGGCAACCGGGAUGGUCUGACUGGUGGCGAGAAGUCGGGGUCCUAGUGCAAAUGGGGUUUUUGAAUUUGCUGAGGAAUCCGAUGAGCUCCCUCGUUCAGCUCGGUCUGAACCUCCUCUUUGGCCUGAUUUUUGGCAUGAUUUUCUACGACAUUCCAGGGCAAGGUUACUCGUUUGAUUCAGGGAAGAACUUCCUGGGCUGCAUUUUCUUCCUCGUCUCGCAGCUCGUCUUUGGUCCCCUCGACGCGCUUGUGCUAUUCUGUGAAGAUCGCGAGGUCUUCAACAGGGACACUGCGAAUGGGAACUACUCUCCCUCCGCCUUUUUCGUCGCCAAGUCGCUGGCGAAUAUGCCGUUUCAGCACGGGCCUCUCACCUGCGUGAUGCUGCUCGCCUACUGGAUGUGCGGCUUGUACAGAGACGCCGUGCGUUUCUUCGUUUUCCUCGGCGUCGGUCAGCUGGCGAUCUUCGCAUCGACGUCACUGCUCUUUUCCAUUUCCUCCGCAUCGCCACGGCUGGCUGUGGCGCAAGCAAUCGCUCCCAUUGUGCUUCUCAUUCUCCUCCUCGUCUCGGGUUUCUACAUUCGCGCCGACGAUAUCCCGGCGUGGAUCCGCUGGGUGAAAUAUCUGUCGCCGAUUUACUACGGCUACGUGGCUGUGGCACUGAACCAGUUUCCUCCCGAAGAGUACUGGGGCUCGAUUUCAAAUCGCGAGCUGCUCGAGUCCUACGGAGGCAUCACGACGACGGAUAUCGGCCUCUACGUCGGGCUGCUCGCCCUGCUUGGAUGCGUCUUCCGUAUGCUGGCCUUCUUCUCUCUCAAGUACAUGAAUCGGCACAUCGGUCUCGAGGCUUGA
Besnoitia besnoiti is the source of this 3096-nucleotide messenger RNA. Its product is annotated as putative ATP-binding cassette G family transporter. NCBI's taxonomy places the organism in Eukaryota, Apicomplexa, Conoidasida, Eucoccidiorida, Sarcocystidae. Gene Ontology annotation, cellular component: membrane. The transcript is spliced from 12 exons. Gene Ontology annotation, molecular function: ABC-type transporter activity; ATP hydrolysis activity; ATP binding. The coding region runs from base 1 to 3096 and encodes 1031 amino acids. The record is from RefSeq and is a predicted model, not a curated record.